Vollenhovia emeryi is the source of this 956-nucleotide messenger RNA. RefSeq names its product elongation of very long chain fatty acids protein AAEL008004-like. Bases 266 to 922 code for a protein of 218 amino acids. The record is from RefSeq and is a predicted model, not a curated record. Gene Ontology annotation, cellular component: endoplasmic reticulum membrane. Lineage: Eukaryota; Metazoa; Arthropoda; Insecta; Hymenoptera; Formicidae. Gene Ontology annotation, biological process: sphingolipid biosynthetic process; fatty acid elongation, monounsaturated fatty acid; fatty acid elongation, polyunsaturated fatty acid. The transcript is spliced from 3 exons. Gene Ontology annotation, molecular function: fatty acid elongase activity.
UGUUAUAUUAAUGGAGCAUGAAUUUAGAAUUGAAUGUCAACUUAACAUAAAUUUAAAUUCAGCAAAACCGUUUUAUUGAUAGAGUAGUGAUUCUAUACGGGACAGUAUCGGUCUAACGUUUCGAAGGUACACAGGUAACCAUUGAUACGUAUAAGUAUCAUAAGUAAAAUAAAGUAAGUUCACAAUUAAGGAAUAUUCUAUAUUUUCCAUAUUUUAUACUACUUAUAUAUAGACUACUUGUGAAACUACUUGUAUUUCUUCUACAAUGGGUUUGUUCGAAAUAUACAAUUAUUGGAAUACAGGAUUAUCACACCCAGUAAGUCGUGAUUGGUUCGUAUCCUCGCCGUUUCCACUAUUGCUACUAACUGUGGGAUAUUUAUAUUUUGUUCUUUACGCUGGUCCUCGCUACAUGAAAAAUCGAACGCCAUUUAAAUUGAGAACCGUUAUAUUAAUUUAUGACUUAAUUCAAAUUCUGGCAAACUUAUGGUUGCUAAAACAGCAGUAUGAGGCCGGUUGUUUUGUCAUAUUGACAGAAAUCAGCGUUAAAAACUGUUGGAGACAGUAUGCAAGCAUCUUUGAUGUUCCUAAAUUGCAUAUAGCGGGAUGGUAUGGACUCUUAUUGAAAAUAUUUGAUUUCAUCGAAACGUGCAUAUUUGUGUUGAGGAAAAAACAAAACCAAGUCUCUGUUUUGCACGUGUAUCAUCAUAUAUCUAAUGUAACAUUUGUGUGGAUUGCUUUAAAAUACUUUAUGGACGUAAGAACUGCGUAUGUCACAAUAGUCAAUUGUAUUGUGCAUGUAAUCAUGUACAUGUACUAUUUCAUCUCUGCAUGGAGUCCGAAUCUCCAACGGAUGAUGUCUCCCAUUAAACCAUUUAUAACUAUCCUACAGAUGGCAAGUAUCAAUACAAUAUUUUGUAAUUAAAUUACUCAGGUGAUAUUCUCGUCACUUUUAAUCU